Molecule: messenger RNA, 771 nt
Organism: Penicillium daleae
Lineage: Eukaryota; Fungi; Ascomycota; Eurotiomycetes; Eurotiales; Aspergillaceae
Exons: 2
Coding region: 1-771 (256 amino acids)
Biological process (GO): GPI anchor biosynthetic process
Cellular component (GO): mannosyltransferase complex; endoplasmic reticulum membrane
Molecular function (GO): mannosyltransferase activity
Source: RefSeq, a predicted model, not a curated record
AUGCACCCUAUCACCCUCAGCCUCCUGGGCAUACUCCUCCUCCCCCUCCUCACAAUCCCCGUCCACGCCAACGUGGAGAAAACCAUCUUCCUGGGCCCACCAGCAACAACGAUCCCCUCCGAAGCACCAGACCUCGACGACCUCGGUCUGGAACGACUCACGCCUCAGAAUGGAGUCGUGCGCACCCAGGUGAACGCGUCGUUUCCCUCCGCCGAGGCCCCCGACGGCACAGAGUCCUGGUUCUUCCUGGAGAACCUCACGCCGGGACAACGAUAUGAAGUGCGGAUAUGCUGGUUAGCCACGCAACCAACAUCCUUCACCCUAACAACCCACCCCCUCCCAACAACCCUCGAAGACCAAACCUUCCUCACAUCCCUAAGCAAAUUCUCUGCUUCCCGCCUCUCAUCCCCAGACACAAACUUCCAAACAAACGCCCUCAACCGCAACACCAACGCCGGCCCCUCCCCGGACCCCGCGCCAACCACCUCCUCAGUGCUCUUCCUCCGCGUCCGCGCCGCAGCAGACUACUUCUCAAAGGAUGAGGCGUUGAUGCGGGACGUCCCGCCCGUCGCGGUCGAUGUGAUUCUCGAUCCGUUUCUGUGGAAUGCUUUCCCGCGGUCGUUGGUGCCGACUGCGGCGUGGGUUGUUGUUGUUGCUGUUUUGGCGGGGGUGGUUGCGCGGUGGGUGGUUGGGGAGGUGGGGAGGGUUAUUGAGGAUGCGAGGGUGGAGAGGGAGAGAGAGAUGGAGGGCGAGGGGAAGAAGGAGAAGUAG